Messenger RNA from Phytophthora nicotianae INRA-310, 411 nucleotides. RefSeq lists its product as hypothetical. Bases 1 to 411 code for a protein of 136 amino acids. Lineage: Eukaryota; Oomycota; Peronosporomycetes; Peronosporales; Peronosporaceae. The transcript has a single exon. The record is from RefSeq and is a predicted model, not a curated record.
AUGGAAGAGACCACCGUGCCCAAGACUUUUGGUGAGCUCCUCGAAGCCCUCAACGAACAACAAGUAAACUUCCAAGCCAUCAUGCAGCAGCAACUUGCUAUGAGUGAGGCGCGGCUCGACGCGCUAGCUACAAAACCUGCGUCGGCAAGGAAGGCCCAGCCUCCAACCUACCAAGGAAAGCUAAGUGAAGAUUUAGAACUCUGGUUUUUCACAAUUGAUCAUUACUACGCUGAUUACCAUCCUCAGAUGGUGGAGGACUCAUCACUGUUCGUCACGAUGAUUUCCUGCCAUCUGAGAGUGACACCGAUGAGCUGGUUUCGACAGUUUUCCUCGGAGUGUGACUCCUCUGGACGCACAAAAUCAUUGGCAUUUCUUCAAGGCAUCAAUGCGCCGGCGCUUUUUACCUCCUGA